This is a messenger RNA of Symbiodinium pilosum, 816 nucleotides long. The record is from the annotation of a GenBank genome assembly. NCBI's taxonomy places the organism in Eukaryota, Dinophyceae, Suessiales, Symbiodiniaceae.
AUGAGUUCUGGAACUGUCGAGGAAUGGGCGCAGAAGGACAGCCUCCAAGCCCUGUUCAAUCGCAUUGACUCCAACUGUGAUGGCACUUUGAGCACGGACGAGCUACGACGUGCACUCUGUGCUAUCGGCCUCAAAAGCGCUGAUGUCACCAAGAUCUACAAAGUCAUGGACACAAACUGCGACGACCGGGUGUCCUACACAGAGUUUGUGAAGUGGCUUUUUCAUGGCUCCAAGGAGGCCGAGGUGAUCACGAAGAAGGUCAUGGGUGGCCCAGCCACAGCUUCUGAGGCUAUGGACGAGUUUGUUGCCUUCAUUCAGGAGCUAAAGGACACCCCGCCAGAGGAAGGUGAGAAGCCCACAAAGCUUCGGGACAUCUUCCGCAAGAUGGAUGAAAACGGCAGCGGCAAGAUUUCCUUCACCGAGUUCCAUUCGAGUUGUAAGUCUCUUGGCUUCGACAUUGACGACGACAUGCUGAAGGAGAUCUUCGAUCAGAUUGACGUCCAGCGGGCCUCGAACAGGAAGAAGAAGCCGCUGAGCCAGGAGGAGCAAGAUGAGAUCAUUGCUGAAGCAAAGGCGAGACAAGCCGAAGAUCCUUCUGUGGAGAUUCCGGAGUUCAUGGAUGGCUUCCCAAAGGGAGAUAUUUCAUGCUGGCUGUCCCACGAAAAGGUCUACUACUGCGGGUCCAACAAGAAGUACCUGAAGCAACGACGUCUCAUCUACGAUCCUCAUGCUGCUACCACGCGGGACUUCGCCAUUACCUUUUCAGAGUUCAAGAAGGCCUUCAACGCAGUGAUUCCGGUGACCAAGAAGGCCUGA